Anguilla anguilla (European eel) is the source of this 1732-nucleotide messenger RNA. It is a transcript of the gene timm22, whose product is annotated as translocase of inner mitochondrial membrane 22 homolog (yeast). Gene Ontology annotation, biological process: protein insertion into mitochondrial inner membrane. The transcript is spliced from 4 exons. Gene Ontology annotation, cellular component: TIM22 mitochondrial import inner membrane insertion complex. NCBI's taxonomy places the organism in Eukaryota, Metazoa, Chordata, Actinopteri, Anguilliformes, Anguillidae. The coding region runs from base 39 to 635 and encodes 198 amino acids. The record is from RefSeq and is a predicted model, not a curated record. Gene Ontology annotation, molecular function: transmembrane protein transporter activity.
CAUGUUAAAUUUACUCUCCACGAGUCGCUAACUCAAUCAUGGCGGCGUCCACAGGCAGCACCGAUGGGUCGAUGUCGGGCUCAAUAUCACCUGAUUCGAGCCCAGAAAUGGCUCAAUUUCAGUACAGUACCCUCCUGGAACACCUAAUCGGAGAAAAACGGCAAAUAAAGGAGCUAAACCCCACAAUAAUGGGCGGCCUUCCGAGUCCUCAUAAGACUGAUGAGCAGAAGAUGAUUGAACGAGGGAUGGAGAGCUGUGCUUUCAAAGCGGUGUUGGCCUGUGUAGGAGGGUUUGUGCUGGGAGGCGCGUUUGGUGUUUUUACUGCAGGCAUCGAUACCAACGUCGGAUUAGACCCCAAGGAUCCCAUGAGGACACCGACAGCAAGAGAAGUGCUGCGGGACAUGGGACAAAGGGGCAUGUCGUAUGCCAAAAAUUUUGCUAUUGUGGGCGCGAUGUUUUCUUGCACCGAAUGUUUGAUUGAAUCACACAGAGGCAAGUCUGACUGGAAAAAUGCUGUUUACAGUGGCUGUGUGACUGGGGGAGCAAUUGGAUUCAGAGCUGGGCUCAAAGCAGGAGUACUCGGGUGCGGAGGCUUUGCAGCUUUCUCUGCGGCAAUAGAAUACUACCUACGAUGAACACCACGAGGGGACACUUUAAUUUGCAUUCGUGCCCUGCUGGUUCUCAAUGGAUUUACCCAAGCUGUCUGAGAAACUUCCGGAAUUUGCCGGAGAUUGACAGUUACAGUGGAAUUAUGUGUAGUGUAUCUAAGGACGAUGUAUAGCAGGGGUGUCCAGUCUUAUUCAAAAAGGGUCGGCGUGGGUGCAGGGUUUUGUUUCAUCUCAGCCACUACAACAACUGAUUCAGUGAAUUAACUGCUUAUGGUCUUCAAUCAACACCUUGGUAAAUAGAAUUGGAUGUCUUAGUGCUGGGUUAAAACAAAGAAACCUGCACCCACACCGGCCCUUCCUGGAUAUGAUUGGACACCGCUGGGCUGUGGGGACCAGAUGUGAUGUUGUGUUUUGUCCGCAAAGAUUGUACAUAGAAACAAGGCUGCUCAACUCCAGGGAAGCAUCGGAGCCAUAAUUACACCAGUCGGUUUCUUUGAUGAAACUCAGCUCUUUGUCUUGCUCUUAAGAGUUUAAAACAAAGAUGCGUAAACCCCGUGGGACUGUGCCCCCUGAAAACUGGGGCUGAGCUGUAAAACAUGGAUUUUCAAACAGUUUGUUCAAUAUUUAUUGUAAAAAAAAAAAAUUAAUCAAUGCCUAUAUUAAACAAGUUAUUGUAAUGCCAAUAACCUUUUCUAACUCAACUCUGUUGCCAUUUGUGGUCAUUAAAUGAAAUUCUUGAGGUACAGUGUGCCCUCCAAAAGUAUUUACACCCUUGAUAUAGAAGAAAAGAUUGAGAUGAACUGAGAUGAAGUGCAAAAUAAUUGGAAAAAGUAAUUCUGACAAUCUUUUCCACCUAGGAAUUUUAUUAGUAUUAAAGAAUGUUUUUUGAGCAUACAAUACAGUUGUAUCUGUGUUUAUUUUAUAGCCUUCUUUGCUUUUCUUUUUCAAGGGUGAAUAAUUUUGGAGAGUGCUGUAUGAAUUUCAGAUUUACUAACAAUAUCUAUGUUAGUAGCAGACAAUUAAAGUUGUUGUGUAAUACAAGUUAUUUAUGCUUGCUGCAGUGUGUGCACAGCAAACUUUUUAAACAAAGUGUAAAGGACACCAAAUACACAGUUUCCACAAAA